AUUGAGAGAAAUGGGCUCAGUGGUCUGCAAUGGUAACGUUUGUUUACAGCUCAUUUAUGUGGAGACACCGACUCUUUCAAAAUAAGAGGCCAAAAGGUUAAAAACAUGAAAACUUAGUACGCUUUUUUUCAUAACAAACCAGUUGAGCGUUGGAUCUCACCAUCUCACUGAGAUAGAGAAAGAGAGUAACACAGAGAGAGAGAGAGAGAGAGACAGAGACAGAGACAGAGAGAGAGAGAGAUGUCAAGGCGAUCUGGGGCGUGCUUGAGGUGUUGUUUGGUGGUGUUUGCGGUGAUAUCAGCUUUGGGAGUGUGCGGGCCGGCUCUGUAUUGGAAAUUCAAGAAGGGUAUAAAGCUCGGUAGUUCCAAAGCCUCUUGCCCUCCUUGCAUCUGUGAUUGCCCUCCUCCUCUGUCCCUUCUCAAGAUUGCUCCUGGGCUGGCCAAUCUCUCGGUAACAGAUUGUGGAAGUAAUGACCCGGAUCUCAAGCAGGAGAUGGAGAAGCAGUUUGUGGACCUUCUGACGGAGGAGUUGAAGCUGCAGCAGGCUGUUGCGGAGGAGCACACACGCCAUAUGAACAUUACCUUUGCCGAAGCCAAAAGAGUUGCUUCUCAGUACCAGAGGGAGGCAGAAAAAUGCAAUGCUGCCACUGAAACCUGUGAGGAGGCCCGAGAGCGGGCCGAGGCGUUAAUGAUCAAGGAGAGAAAGGUGACUUUGUUGUGGGAGCGGCGUGCCCGUCAAAUGGGCUGGGAAGGGGAGUAAUUGUCUGCAGAAUUCGAUUUAUUUUUUUUCAGACCAAGCAGUGAAUUGUUCCACCCUCGAUAUUUAUACAAGCAGUCAAGCGAAAGUGCUUUGAGUUGUCACCUUGUUGAGGCAGAAAUGCUCUCUCUCUCUCUCUCCCCUCCCUCUCUCUAUAGGCGUUGCCCUCAGAUAUCCUGUAUGCAUCAAUCUUUAAACUAUAAAUGACAAUGUAAUGGACGUCUCAGCUCUACCAUUUACUAAUAUAUGCAGAGCUAUUGAUGUGGUAAAUCAUUACAUAUUACAAGCA
Corylus avellana is the source of this 1045-nucleotide messenger RNA. It is a transcript of the gene NKS1, whose product is annotated as ubiquitin-associated protein (DUF1068). The record is from RefSeq and is a predicted model, not a curated record. Lineage: Eukaryota; Viridiplantae; Streptophyta; Magnoliopsida; Fagales; Betulaceae.